Messenger RNA from Aspergillus terreus NIH2624, 1830 nucleotides. RefSeq lists its product as uncharacterized. Lineage: Eukaryota; Fungi; Ascomycota; Eurotiomycetes; Eurotiales; Aspergillaceae. The coding region runs from base 1 to 1830 and encodes 609 amino acids. The record is from RefSeq and is a predicted model, not a curated record. The transcript is spliced from 3 exons.
AUGCCUCCAGUCAAAGGCCGCCGCAGGCGCCAGAAAGACGAGAUCUAUUUUAUCAACGCCCGCCCCUCCACCGACGACGAGCGCAUCAAUAUUCAGCGCAUGGUACGCGCUCAUGUCGGCCGAUGGAUCUCCGAUCAGACCAAAGACCGUUCCGCUAGCAUCUCGGACACCUAUCCCGACGCUCAAUUCCACCCCUCCGUCGAAAAAAUCCACCCCGAAACCCCGUCGCAACCUCCUGAACUCGACACCGAUGAAACUCUUUUCCCCUCGUCCUCGCCCUCUGCUUCGCGCACCUCCUCGCCGCAUUCGCCCGAAUCCAUCACCUCCAACAGUCUCACUUCGACUCGACCUUCCUCGCAACAGGCUCAAUCGGUCCUCAUUCUCCCGACGUCCCAGAAGGAGUCUCCCGUGAAUGCGUUUGAAACCGGCCGCCGCUGGUCAGUGGAUUAUGCUGAAAACAGUACCGACAGCUCCAGCUCGGACCCGGGAGACUGCAUUGAAGUCAUCGGCGGCAAUGUGCUUGAUCCCUUCCACACAUAUCCGUCGCAGUAUUCUCCCGAGGUUGUUCAUGCCUGCGAAAUUUACUGCCUCCAAGUCUUAUGGCCUCGUCUGACUCCUGGCUCUUCGGAUGGACACGAUAACUUGGCUUCGUCGAGCUGGUUCCCCCUCUCGUUGACUGAUCCUACCCUUUUCACGGCCUUUUUAUUUGGUUCGCUGUCCCACCAACGGGUGCAAUGGGUCAAUCGCUGGAUACCCGAGGGUGCAUUCCGCGCCCGUGACCAACAAUUAUUGCAACUGUGCGAGUUUGAGACGAUCAAGAUGAUCAACCGCGAGGUGCAACAUCCGACGCGUGCUGUCUGCGAUUCCGUCAUUCUCAGCGUUAUAUGCAUGGCCCAUAACAUUGCCGAUGAUAACGAUCAACGACGGCACCGUCUCACCCCAUUUACAGCACCAAUGAGACGAUUGCAGUGGCUAGAUGUAUACGGCAGUCUUCCGCCGAAUCUAGUCCACAUACAGGGUCUGGUUCAAAUGGUCAAACUACGGGGAGGACUAGACAAUAUUACCCUUCCGGGCUUGGCCCCAGUCCUAUCGUUCUCGGAUAUCGUCACCGCUUCCACGUAUCUCACCCCUCCGGCGUUUACAUUUUACCCUCUCUGCGAGAGCCGAAAGAAUCUUUCAAUCCAUGAGCUUCUGGGAUACAAUACAAUGGACGCUGAGCGUCGCUACGGCCAUCUGCAACAACUCGGCCUAACCCCAGAGUUGAUCGACGUUUACCAGGCCAUGCACAUCUAUACGGGUAUCGUCGACGGUCAUCUGCGAAAGAAUCCGUCCAAAAUUGAUGAGGCACUCCUCGCUGACCAGCGCAACCUGGUGCACCACACCAUGCUCUCCAUCCCAACUGCCAGCCAGGGCGAUGGCUUUUCCGGUUACAAUAACAACGAAGAAAUCAUCUACGAGGCGUGUCGUCUCGCCGGCCUCGUCUUUAGUGUGGGCGUGAUUCUGCCCCUGCCAGCCCAAAGCACGCCGCUCACGCAGCUCGCCACCCUGAUCAAGGCCCUCAUGCAGUUCUUCAACCCCGCCAUUGUCUGGUCACAUCCACAUGCGCGUAUGACGCUACUCUGGGUGCUUAUGAUGGGCGGUAUUGCGGCCGAGAAUACGCCCGAACGAGCCUGGUAUGUGUCGACACUCCGCCAGGCGGCUUGUGAGAACGGGGUGGCUUCGUGGGCAGACAUGCGCAAGGUUCUGAGCAAUAUUUUGUGGUGGGAUAUCGCCUGCGACCAGCCAGGGCAUAGACUGUGGCUGGAAUUGGGCCGAUCAAUCGUCCGAUGA